This is a messenger RNA of Prinia subflava (tawny-flanked prinia), 7626 nucleotides long. RefSeq names its product estrogen receptor 2 (gene ESR2). The coding region runs from base 176 to 1837 and encodes 553 amino acids. Gene Ontology annotation, molecular function: estrogen response element binding; nuclear estrogen receptor activity; steroid binding. Gene Ontology annotation, cellular component: chromatin; nucleus. Gene Ontology annotation, biological process: cellular response to estradiol stimulus; estrogen receptor signaling pathway; regulation of transcription by RNA polymerase II. Lineage: Eukaryota; Metazoa; Chordata; Aves; Passeriformes; Cisticolidae. The transcript has 9 exons. The record is from RefSeq and is a predicted model, not a curated record.
GCUUUUCUAAUGGCUCUGUUCAGAGGUGCCGUAUCCAGGGACCUCUCAGUGAUGAAGUUGCACUGCUUGAUGACAUCCACUACCUGUCCUCCUCCUCUGUGUAGAGGGAUGUGCAGUGGAGUUCUGGAUUUGGAAGGAUGAAUAUUUAAACAGCCCUCUUCAAUCUUGCUUCAAAAUGUCCCUGUGCACAUCUUCUCACAAGGACUUUUCUCAGUUGCUGCCACUUCAGGAUAUUGGAUGCAAUAAAACAGAAAUGAAAAAUUCACCUGCUGGUGUCAUCUCUCCAGCUCCUUAUGGCUGCAAUCAGUCCACACUGGCAGCAGAACACAGUCCAGUCUACAUUCCCUCAUCUUACAUGGACAACAGACAUGAAUAUUCCUCAAUGGCAUUCUGCAGCCCUGCCAUGGUGAACUACAACAUUGCCAGCAAUUUUGGGGACCCAGAGGGCGUGGCUGCAAGGCAAACCUCCAGCCCCAGUGCGCUGUGGUCUGCUCCUGGCCAUCUGUCCCCUCUGACUCUGCACUGCCAGUCCUCCCUGCUGUAUGCAGAGCAGCCCAAGAGCCUGUGGUGUGAGGCACGACCCAUGGAGCCCAUGCUGCCCGGGAGCAGAGAAACAUUAAAAAGAAAAAUUAAUGGCAAUGACUGUACAAGCCCAAUUGCAAAUAAUCCUGGCUCAAAAAAGGAUGCCCACUUCUGUGCAGUCUGCAGUGAUUAUGCUUCAGGAUACCACUAUGGGGUCUGGUCCUGCGAAGGCUGCAAAGCAUUUUUUAAAAGGAGCAUUCAAGGACACAACGAUUACAUCUGCCCAGCCACCAAUCAGUGCACCAUAGACAAGAACCGGCGCAAGAGCUGCCAGGCGUGCCGGCUGCGCAAGUGCUACGAAGUGGGGAUGAUGAAAUGCGGCUCGAGGAGAGAACGCUGCGGGUACCGAAUCCUGCGGAGCCACCGCAGCCCCGAGGAGCGGCCCUGCGCGGGCAGGGCCAGGAGGUACAACGAGGCAGCCACGCGGGUGAAGGAGAUCCUGCUGAGCUCCGUCAGCCCCGAGCAGUUCGUGCUGACCCUGCUGGAGGCAGAGCCGCCCCACGUGCUGGUCAGCCGGCCCAGCAAACCCUUCACCGAGGCCUCCAUGAUGAUGUCCCUGACCAAGCUGGCGGACAAAGAGCUGGUGCACAUGAUCGGCUGGGCCAAGAAAAUUCCUGGCUUCAUUGAUCUCAGCCUCUAUGACCAAGUCAGACUCUUGGAGAGCUGCUGGAUGGAAGUUCUAAUGAUUGGUUUGAUGUGGAGGUCCAUCGACCAUCCUGGGAAACUGAUUUUUGCACCAGACCUUGUAUUAGAUAGGGAUGAGGGGAAAUGUGUAGAGGGAAUUUUGGAGAUCUUUGAUAUGCUCCUGGCCAUGACCUCGAGGUUCCGAGAGCUGAAGCUGCAGCACAAGGAGUAUCUGUGUGUCAAGGCAAUGAUCCUCCUCAAUUCCAGCAUGUUCCCCUUGUCAGCAGAGGAGCCUGAAAGCAACAGGAAGCUGCACCACCUGCUCAACGUGGUCACAGAGGCUUUGGUGUGGGUUAUUGCCAAGAGUGGCAUCCCCUCACAGCAGCAGACAACUCGCCUGGCCAAUUUGCUGAUGCUCCUCUCUCACGUCAGACACGCCAGUAACAAGGGAAUGGAGCACCUCCUGAGCAUGAAGUGUAAAAACGUGGUGCCAGUGUAUGACCUGCUGCUGGAGAUGUUGAAUGCUCACACCCUGCGAGGGCAAAGGAAGUCCCCAGCCACACACCCCGAGUUUGGCCCGCUGGAGCCCACGGAGCCUGGGGACAGCCUGAGGAAUGGGGCACCCCAGUAACUGUGUCCAGACCUGGAAAUGUGAGGCUUUUUCAGAGCUAUGGGAGAAAACAGAGCUGCUGUGAUGGGGCUGCAGAAGUGUGAGCUAGUGUGAGUUCUCUUCCCUUCUGGAUUUGCACAUCGGUGUCUCGGGAGAGGGGCGCUCACCUCUGUGUUUCUGACAUUGCAACAGCUGCACUGCUUAGUGCCUUUUCUGAGACUCUGCAAAAGCACCUUAUGAAAUCAAGCCUCAGAACAGCACUGUGGGACAGGGAACUGCUGCCUCUCCUUCUCAGAGGCAGAACUGAGAGGGAGAGGGAAAGGGACAGGUUUGAGAUGGCAGAAGAAGCUUGGAGAGAGCACGUUGGUCUCUGUCUCCCAGAGCAAGACUUUUGAGCACUGACUGAACAAUGUCCUCUUUCAGCACUGGCUGGUGUGAAAUGUAGAACAGCAUCAUUUGGGACAGAUGUUUACCUCUGUGCUGGUCCCUGGGGAAUGCCUGCUCUGCAGCUGAUCUAGAUAAAGUGCCGAGAUACAGACAGUGUGAAGGAGCUUAUUCUCAAAUAUGCAAUGGCUGCAAGGGCCUUCAUUUGAAGAUCAUUUGAAAUAGCUUCUAGGGUCAGUUCAGAGCUUCUGCUGAAAGUUUAAAUUGAUCUUAAGUUUGUAUUUUGUGAGCUUGUUCUUAACACUCACAUUAUUAUCUGCUUAUAAUUCUUCAGUGCUUUAAGCAACAACCAAAUCCUCUGAAUAUUUCAGUCAAUGCUGACCUUUGAAAUGUGUUUUGUCUGUGAGAUUAUCAUGUUGUUUUAUAUAUUUAUUAAUGAUGUUAAAUCUAUUCUAAUAAUUAGGUACAAGAAGUUGCUCUGUGAAUAUUAACUGUUUGUAUUUGUAUAUGAUCUGCUGAUCAGGCCUUGUGAAACCAGCUAGAAAAAAAACAAACCUUCCCACCCCUUUGACUGGUGUGUGGAAUUACGUCCUGCCCACCCAAAACCUCUUGCAGGGGGUGAGGCACAGGAUGGGAACAUGGAUGGGGAUCUGUUUUUGUCUGCUGCCCUGAGGUUUGCUGCUUGCUUGUUCUCAGCAUGCAUGGCACCUUGUGCUGUGGUCUUCACAUCUUUACAGGAGCCCUCAAAGAGCGAGGAUGGGGAUAAAGGUAAAUGUAAAGAUAAUGUGAGGAUGGGGAUAAUGGUAAAGAUAAUGUGAGGAUGGGGAUAAAGGUAAAUGUAAAGAUAAUGUGAGGAUGGGGAUAAUGGUAAAGAUAAUGUGAGGAUGGGGAUAAAGGUAAAUGUAAUGUGAGGUUGGGGAUAAUAGUAAUGUAAAGAUAAAUGUAAAGAUAAUGUCAGGAUGGGGAUAAUGGUAAAUGUAAAGAUAAUGUGAGGAUGGGGAUAAUAGUAAAUGUGAAGAUAAUGUAAAGAUGGGGAUAAUGCAAAGCACUACUUUGCUUUGCAAGUGUGAUGACUUGUUUGAAUUACAUUGAAGAUGUAGUGGUUUAAACUUCCUUUUUGUGAUGAUUUCUGCAUGUGUUUGAGCUGCACUGAGUAAAACAAAACCUGAUUAAAUGGCCUGGCUGACGACCUCAGAGAUCAGCAGGGUGGCAUCCUUCAUUCUGGUAAUUGUCUCUCUACAUGGAAACAUUUCAGUAUAGCACAUGCAUGUUCUGGGCAUUAUGGUGAAAUUAAUUGGGAGCACACCAAAAGUCUAUUUUGAGCCAAUAAGUCUUUUGCAUUAGGGACCUUGAUUAGUAUGCCAUUUGCAUAUUUUGGAUAUUAGUCAAACCAUUAAUCUUGGUGGUUUUUUAAAGCCAAGGACAGUAUUUUUUAUAGGAGGUUUUCAGUGAGUUACAUCUAUUGCCUGUUUUGAUCUUGUACUAUACCAGAUGCUGCUGCUGAUCUAAAUUUUUACUCUCUGCCUUUUUAUUGUUUUUAAGAAACUGUAAUAUAGCAGUGUCCUUCUAAGGAUGUCUAGUAUUUACAAUGAAAAAAAUGAAAAAAAUGUGAGUACAGUCUAGAAUUUAUUGGUACUUUCAUUUUGAGAAAUGUUUUUGCUGUGAAACAAACCUGUCUCAGUAUUUCUUGGGCUUGAUUGUGUUCUGGCCUCACUGCCUGUUGUGUUGAUGUUUCUCUGAUUUCCUUAUCCUGUGUCCUCUUUUGGUUUAAUACAGUUUUUCAAAGAAAUGUUGAAGUGAUUUGUUUGUUUUGCUUUAAAAGUGCUGAAUUUAUGUACAAUCUUGGAACAAACUUUUUGAGGAGAAAAUGGAAAAGACGGUAUAAAUCAUGAAAUUACCUUCUAAAUGGAAAUUUGCUGUGGAUUGACUCUGUAAAAGGGAUACGCUGCAGUUUUGUGCUACGUGGUGGUGUUCAUAUGUGUUGCUGUUAGUACAGUGCAAAUAGGAAAACGAUGUGAUUUUAACCUACUUUUUGUCUUGUUCAAUAUAAUUUUAUUAAAAGUUUCUAACGUGUUUUAAAAUGGGUGAAAUUCAAGAGCUGUGGAGUCUGGAUUGAUGUAGCUGUGUCCAUUCUGGGAUGAGGAGGAGCUGCUCACCUCCAGCAGCACAGGGAGGGUGUGCAGAGACUGAGGAGGGGUUUCUUGAGGGAGAUGUUGGGUUUGUCUCGGGUCUGGAUCCCCCAGCCUGGCUCAGACGCUGCAUUCCUGUGAGGACAUCCCUGUCCCUGCCAGAGCUGUCACACUGUGCUUCCCCUGGGUCUCAGGGCUUUUCCAGCCUGGCUGUGGAUGAGUGCAGCCCUCAGGACCUGCAGGCCUCUGAGGAGGGAGUAUUAUUGUUUUAUUGCUUUCCUGCAUUGCUGGGCUGUAACUCAGCUUCUGCUGGCACCUGGCAGAGGUGCUGCUGCUGCUGCUGCUUGCAGAAAUUGUGCUGCAGUGCUGGGACUUUCACAGAGGUGAGCAAACCUGGCUCAGGCAAGAGGCACUACUGUCAUGAGUUUAAAAAAAAAAAGGAAAGAGAAAAGGAAGGAAGGCCAAACUUUUUACCAGCACACACAAGGAAAACAUGCUGAGCUGCUGCUCAGCUGGAACUGGAACCAGAUGGUAAAACAAUCUCGGCUGGUUUUUUUUCUCUCUUUUUUUAAAGAAAUGUGGUUUCAGACAGGUGAAAUGCUUUGUCUCCAGGAAUGUGAGACCUUUUCCACACCUCUGUCUUCCUUCAAGUUACCCAUUUUUAGUGCUGUCAUGUUUCCAGACAGAGAGGAGAGUGUGUGGGAAAGAUAUGUAGAGGUGUUGAAAUAUUCUCCCUUGAGACAGUGCCCAACAGGGUACGUGCUCCUCUAAAAUAGCAAAAUAAGGUUAGCAAACUAAGCAUUUGAAGUUAUUUUUUAAAUAAAUAUGCAUAUUUCCAUAGUCAUCUUAUGUUAAUUCCUUGCUGACUGAAUGAUAGAUCUAUACAGGGAUCAUCAUGGUGAAAGGAGCUCAUCCUUUUAAGUGUACUAAGUGCUGGAAUUUUUAAUUUUAUUUGCUUAUUUUUACUUUACUUACUUAAUUUUACAGCUGGAUGAGCUGGGGAGUAUGAAAAAUAUUUGUUGUAUUUGCAUCAUUACAGAGGCUUGCAGAGCCUAAAAAUGCAGUGAGGCCCAGAAUGUUGCCUGUUGAUCCUAUUUUACUGUCACCAGCCAUCAUCCUCUUCUGAGGUAAGAAUUUUGGUCUUGUUUGGAUUUCUAUCAUAGAACCAUGGAAUGGUUUGGGUUGGCAGCGACCAUCUCCCCUGCCAUGGGCAGGGAUACUUUCCACCAGACCCAACUGUCCAGAGCUUCAUCCAACCUGACCUUGAACAUUUCCAGGAAAGGAGCAUCCACAGCUUCUUGGGGCCGCCUCUUUCACUGUCUCAACAGUGAAACUUAACUCUUUACAGUUAAGAGUCUCCUACAUUCCUCAUGCAUUGCUGAGUGUUAGCAAUUUCCAUUUAAUGCACAAAGAAAAUGAGACUUUUCUGCUAUAAAAAUGCCAACAUCUGCUGCUACUGCCUCAACAGACAAAGCCUUCUUCACUCAUCACAUAUUAGCUGGCAUAGCCAUUACCAGUGCUCACUGCACAUCUCCUAUGCCUAUUUUCCACAAAAUGUUUUGUUCUGAGUCCUGUCAUUUUAGUUUCAACAUUUCACUCUCUGCGAGUUUGUAAUGGAAAUGACUGAAAGUGGUGCCUUUUAAAGCACUUUGUGUGUUUAUGGUAAUGUGAAAAUAACCCCACAACACCCCAGCCCCUCCCUUUCCCCAGCUGUCUUUAGCUCUGUGAACUGAUGCUAUUUGUCUGCUGUUGUGUUUCAUUCAGUUAUGGAUUGGUGCAGCUGACUAAACAGGCACCAAAAAUGUAAAUAAGUGGCUUUUUGUUCAUUUCUCAUGAGCAGGUAAUGUGUGUGCCCAGUGACUGAGGGACCUUCCACCACAGCAGGUUUCUCCAGGCCCCAUCCAACCUUGAACACUUGCAGGGAUGGGACAGCCACAGCUUCUCUGCAGAACUUAUUCCAGCACCUCACCACCCUCACCACAAGGAAUUUCCUCCCAACACCCAUUCUACAGCAGCCCUUUGUCAGUUUAGAGCCACUUUGUCCCACCACUACAUCCCCUUGUCAAAUCCCAUCUCCAGCUCUCUAGCAGUUUUGGCUUGGUUUGAUUUCUCAAUGCAUGUGCACAACCACCAUGGGGCUGGGCUUGCUCUCACUGCUGCAUCUGACCUCUCUUUAAAAUAUUUUUUUCCUUCCCUGGCCACUAACAGUCCAGUCCUGAGAGAGAUGAUGAGAAAUGAAAUUGUUGGGGCUAUAAAAUGACUUGUUUAAAGCAGACUUCAGUGUCAGCCUACAGGGCAGUGAUUAUAAUCAAUUGGAAAUAAAACUAUUUAAAAUAGGUGUGGAAGAAAAAAGAUUUAAGCUAUUUCUCAGACAUUUUUUGUGACAUUUUGAAAUAAUUUCUUGAAAGCUCCUCUUUUUAUAUAUUACAUCAGCUCAACAAUUUGAUAUAACUGUUCAUAAUGAAAGGAAAUUGUAGGCUAUGAAAUUUUCCUUAAACCUUUUAACAUUGUUCAAUUUUUUCCCUUGCACAGGUUAUUUAAUGGAAGAAGAACUGAAUAUCACAUCAGCAACUGCCUAUUACUUCUUGGGAAAAAGGUCUGCACAGGCAUUUGUGACAACCUGGCAAUGAAAUAAUGGUUGGAGCUGGCUCCCUUCUACAGAGCAGGAAACUUAAAUGAGCUCAUCUUAAAGUAAUUGCUUUGAAAAUAUCAAAUAAUGAUUGCAGAGGGAGAGAGGACAGCGUGUGUGGCUGUGUGCAGUGAGGGGGAUCCAUCUCUGGAUACAGCCCCAGUGUGUGAGCUGUUGGUGCUGGAGCAGAAAUCUGGCACCACCAAACAGCUUGUGAGUUUAGUUUAAUAUCCUGGAAACAAACCACAGUGGGUUUGCCACCAUGGCUGGGCAAAAGCUCCUGGUUUGGCCAUUCUCUGAACAUCAGGACAAAGCAGUUUGCUUCAUAAAGCCCCCUGCCAGAAGAUGGGGAAUCAGCAACCACCAGUGGUGACAAGUGUAAAAAGGGUGGGAGAACUCAGAGGCUAAUCAGAGACCUUAUUUUCCAUGGGUAAGCAGUGCAGAAAGUGGGGAAUUCCUGGGUCAUUUUCACUGCAACACACACUGAGUUCUCCUCCACAUGCAUUUCCCCACUCCAGCACUCCCACUACAGAAAGUCAGUUCCAGAGGGGUAAAUAGUUCAGCAUUUCAAACUAGGAAUAAGCAUUAAUUGGUUCAACUUUGUAUUCUUCCUCCAGGAAAGCAGUUGCAAAGGAAAGGAUCUGUGCCACAGAACACAGGUUUGUGAU